Molecule: messenger RNA, 349 nt
Organism: Racocetra persica
Lineage: Eukaryota; Fungi; Glomeromycota; Glomeromycetes; Diversisporales; Gigasporaceae
Source: the annotation of a GenBank genome assembly
UGCAAGAAAAGAAAGUUCGUGACCUUGCGAAAAAGUGUGGUAUAGCUCCCGAAAACCUCCCUACGGUUCUUCAAAAUCCAGAUAUUGUCACUCUUGUUCUGAAAUAUUUCAAGGAAAAAGAAACCGACGAAAUGCCAGCACUUUUAUUUGAUUGGAAUAAUGCAGGUUUUAAUGACACUGCUGUUCUAAAUUGCCGUAAUGGUAUCGCAACACAGACCCAAGCGUCUAUAAUUGCAAACCUCCUUGCAAACGGUGCAACUAAUUAUGGAAAUCUGAACAUAUUAUUCGUUUUUCGAGAUGGUCACGCAAUUGGAGAUUGGGCCGAAAAUGUAGAGACAAACCUACCUUG